Diplodia corticola is the source of this 1551-nucleotide messenger RNA. RefSeq lists its product as uncharacterized. NCBI's taxonomy places the organism in Eukaryota, Fungi, Ascomycota, Dothideomycetes, Botryosphaeriales, Botryosphaeriaceae. The transcript is spliced from 4 exons. The record is from RefSeq and is a predicted model, not a curated record. Bases 1 to 1551 code for a protein of 516 amino acids.
AUGGGUGGCUUUGCGAGUAUCGGCUUGGUCUGGAAGUUCUUUAUCGUUUUUGCGUGCCUGCUCGUGCUCACAAUCCUUGCUGGAUUCUGCAAGCUGCUCUACAGCAGACAACAGUUGAAGAAGCACAUUGCGCUCAAGAAGCAGCAGACGACAGCGGAGACGGACAAUCUAGCCUUGAAUGAUAGAGAGAGGGACGAGGGCGAUCUUUUUGGAAUCAGGGCAUUGGAAGCUGGAUACUAUGGCGGCGUCGCCCAAUCUCGCCCGACCUCUCCCACCGGAUCCUCAAUGCGUGCCUCUUCCCGGCAUCCUUCCGUCAGCACCAACACUUUGAUCGGCAGCGCCGUUUCUCAGACACCAAAGCUUAUCUCCCCCGCCACCAGCGUCACGCAUCUGCCUCAUGGCACAAACGCUUCUGGAGAUGCUGCUCCCAAGCCACCGUCGUCGCCGCCGCGCAGGAACGCGCAACUCACCUUGAGGCUGGAGCCCUCACAAGCAGAGCUUACCGGCAGGAAGAACCACGGCGUCGUUGAAGUCGCCGCCCAGACGGAGGCUUCUCCCGGGGAGCCCGCAUCUCCCACCACCCCCACCUCCCCCAUCUCCCCCAAAUGCGUAUCCCGCCCCGACAUGGAGCCCGAGUCUCCGAUCAUCCGCAUAUCGGCCGUGUCCAACGACCGUGGAGAGAGCUCCACGUCACCUGAACUUCUCCGCCCUGCCGUUUACCACCCAGAAACACCGCAGCUUCCCGUGGUGGAGACGGUGUCGCGCAUCUCGUGGAGGCCUUCGACUGCCGAUGACACGGCGGCAAAUGCCAACUCGAUGGCCGCCUCGUUGGAUUACACCAUGGGCGCUCCCUCGACGGGAAGCAAUCCUUCAUCGCCCGCGCGUGGCGCAUCGCCGCUCCCGUCGCCCGUCAGGGUGUACCCGCAAUCUUACAUCCCUCGUCGUUCGAGAGACGAGGCGCGCUCGAUUUUCCCCGCCGAGUCUCCCGAACCGCGAUCGAGAAAGGGCUCCUUGUCGUCAAUCAGGAGCCGUCGCGCUAAAGCCGAGGACGAGGGAGACAUCCCCGCUGUGCCAUCUCUAGAAAUCGAAGCCAACUUUUACAUCCUCCAACCCUCCGUCUAUGUGCCGCAACACAAGCGCGAUGUGAGCGCAUCGGAGAGCGCGUACAGCACCGACUCGCUGCGCCGCCGGUCGUCGGUCUCCAGCGCCGAGACGGUCACAGGAGAAGCAUUGCCGGCCACCACCAAGUUUGGUCUCGAGCGCAGUGACAGCAUGUCCAGCCGGCGCCAUAGCAUCGGGGCCAACUCGCUGAUGCCCCCGCCCUCGCCGAAUCCAGCGGGCACAGACCGGUUCAGCGAAUUCUUCGACGCCUACUACCGGCAUUCGCAGUCGAUGGUCGGGUCGGAACCGAGCGUCGAGGCUGUGCGAGUGGAAACGUUGGCGAUCCCGAGGCAUUCGACCAUCGUCGAGGUGCCAACGCCACUCGCGUCGCCGAUGCCCGACAAGAAGCGCAUGAGCGUGCGGGUUACUGAGGCCGAGGCGGCGUUCUGA